Nerophis lumbriciformis (worm pipefish) is the source of this 1053-nucleotide messenger RNA. Lineage: Eukaryota; Metazoa; Chordata; Actinopteri; Syngnathiformes; Syngnathidae. The record is from RefSeq and is a predicted model, not a curated record.
AUGGCGGUCCGGGCGUGCUUCGAGAAGAACAACGAGAUCGGCUGCUUCGCCAAACUCACCAACACCUACUGUUUGGUCGCCAUCGGCGGAGCGGAAAACUUUUACAGCGUCUUCGAAGGCGAGUUGUCAGAAAGCAUCCCGGUGGUCCACGCCUCCAUCGCCGGCUGUCGCAUCAUUGGGCGCAUGUGUGUGGGGAAUCGCCACGGGCUUCUGGUCCCUAACAACACCACGGACCAGGAGCUGCAGCACAUCCGCAACUGCCUCCCGUCUUCGGUCGGCAUCCAGCGAGUGGAAGAGCGUCUGUCGGCCCUGGGCAACGUCAUCGCCUGCAACGACUAUGUAGCGCUGGUCCACCCAGACUUAGACAGGGAGACAGAGGAGGUUCUGAGCGACACGCUGAAGGUGGAGGUGUUCCGCCACACUGUGGCCGAUCACGUGCUGGUGGGCUCGUACUGCGCCUUCAGCAACCGGGGCGGCCUGGUACACCCCAAGACGUCGGUGGAGGACCAGGAUGAGCUCUCGUCGCUGCUGCAGGUCCCCUUGGUGACUGGCACGGUUAACCGGGGUAGCGAGGUGAUCGCGGCAGGCCUGGCAGUCAAUGACUGGUGCGCCUUUUGCGGACUAGACACCACCAGCACAGAGAUGUCCGUCAUUGAAAGCGUGUUUGGGCUCGGGGAUCAAGCGCGGCCUGCCGACAUCACCACCGCCAUGAGGGAUUCACUCAUUGACAGGUCGCGCACGUGCUAUCGCCACCUCGCUAACGGUAAACCGCAAGUGACCUCGCUCUUGUGCUUGUGUUUAGCAUGGCCUAAGAUGACGACACCGUGGACGAUCGAUGAGAUGCUCCCCACACCCAAACCCAGAAGCAACGUGGCCCGGGAAGAUAUGUCGUCUCGGGAUACCAAGGCUGGGUUGCACGAUGCCGUCUCAUCCGCUGUUUUAAAGGUUAUUGACCUGACUUUGGAUUGUGAGAAAAAUGUCUCGCCUGACCUGUUUUCACGUCCUUUUUUCACGCGCCUCCAAACUGUCAAGACUCCUCCCGAGGCUUUUUAA